Ilyonectria robusta is the source of this 768-nucleotide messenger RNA. Its product is annotated as Alpha/beta hydrolase fold-1. Bases 1 to 768 code for a protein of 255 amino acids. The transcript is spliced from 2 exons. The record is from RefSeq and is a predicted model, not a curated record. NCBI's taxonomy places the organism in Eukaryota, Fungi, Ascomycota, Sordariomycetes, Hypocreales, Nectriaceae.
AUGGCUGCUCAAGUAGGACGAAAGCCAACCGUCGUUCUUGUACCUGGUGCCUGGCAGAGAUCUUCUGGAUUCGAUACAGUACAACAGAAGCUCCGACUUCUAGGAUAUCCGACUUUCCUAGUAGACCAUUUGUCGACAGGAGCUGAGCCACCAACGAUAGAACUUACCGAUGACGUCAACAAUUUGCGUCAAGUGCUCCAGCGAUUGGUUGACCAAGAGAGAGACGUGGUCGUUGUCGCGCACUCCUACGGCGGCGUCGUUGCCUCGUGUGCAGUUGAAGGCUUUGAUGUGGCCGAACUCAACAAGGCAGGCAAAAAUGGCGGCGUCAUAAUGUUGGCAUAUCUGAGCGCAUUCGUCCUUCCAAAAGGCAAAUCCUUGAUGGAUGGCCUUCAAGGUCAAUGGUUGCCGUGGCAAAGAGUUGAGGGAGACUAUUGCCGCACCACGAACGAGGCCGAAGUGUUUUACAACGAUUUAUCCGUCCCUGAGCAGAGAAAGUGGAUCACAACCAUGACGCAUAUGCCAGUUGCUGUGUUCAAGUCUAAGUCAACAUAUGAACCAUGGCAUGUCAUACCCUGCAUGUACAUUUUCUGCACCAAGGAUAACGCGAUUCCUCCGGUCUUGCAAACCGCCAUGGCCAGUCAAAUGGGCAGCAUUACUACAUAUGAAAUCGUAUCAUCACAUUCGCCAUUUCUAAGCUCGCCGGAUGAAGUAGUUGGAGGAAUUGAGUUGGCGGCUAGGACUGGUGAAGAGAAGAAGAAUUUAAUGUAA